CUUUCCUCUCUCCACACCAAAUCAACUCGAGCGUUCAAUUUCGAUAGUUAAACAAUGAAGUACAUUGGGGCACUCCUCCUAGCUCUUCCAAUUGUCAUAAGCAUCAAUCUUUUUUCAUCUCCUUCACAUGCCAUCUCCUCAUGCAACGGCCCUUGUCAUACCCUAGAUGAUUGCACCGGACAAUUGAUAUGCAUCAACGGGAAGUGCCAUGAUGAUCCCGACGUAGGCACGCACGUAUGUCCCAGUACUCCAUCACCGUCGGGUGGAGGAUGUCAACCCUCAGGCACUAUGUACUGCCAAGACAAGUCCUACCCUAAAUAUAGUUGCUCGCCGCCGGUAACGUCUUCCACUCAAGCGACCUUGACGAACAACGAUUUUAGCGAAGGCGGUGAUGGUGGGGGCCCGUCAGAAUGCGACAGCAGCUACCACGACAACUCAGAAAAGAUUGUUGCCCUAUCGACUGGGUGGUAUGCUGACGGGUCUCGGUGCGGGAAUGGGAUCAAAAUAACAUCUACGAAGACUGGGAGAAGCGUGACAGCCAAGGUGGUGGAUGAGUGUGACUCUAUGAAUGGGUGCGAUGGUGAACACGCCAAUCAGCCACCGUGUAGGAACAACAUCGUCGACGGUUCAAAGGCGGUGUGGGAUGCUUUGGGGCUAGACAUAGCAGUGGGUGAAGAGGAUGUUACGUGGUCCAUGGCAUAGAAAUUAAUGGGUUUUCCUUCCCCAGAGAUGAUCAAAGUAAGGCUAAAUAAGAUCUUGGAGUUCAUGGUUGUUGACUAGUGUGCUGUAAUAAGUUUGAGACUGCGCGAAUAUACAGUUCUAAUAUGCAAAAUGAAUUGUCAGGGCGACAAAACCGUAUGGAAAUGCUUGUAAGAGAAGAUAAUAUGCAGUCCGCUGAGACAAUAAUAAUUUUAUUACGACGCAGUGGUAUUA
Molecule: messenger RNA, 933 nt
Organism: Eucalyptus grandis
Lineage: Eukaryota; Viridiplantae; Streptophyta; Magnoliopsida; Myrtales; Myrtaceae
Product: kiwellin
Exons: 1
Coding region: 55-702 (215 amino acids)
Source: RefSeq, a predicted model, not a curated record